Funneliformis geosporum is the source of this 464-nucleotide messenger RNA. Lineage: Eukaryota; Fungi; Glomeromycota; Glomeromycetes; Glomerales; Glomeraceae. The record is from the annotation of a GenBank genome assembly.
ACUGGUGUUUCAAAUCGGUAACGCUUGCUGGGAACUUUAUUGCCUUGAGCACGGGAUUCAAAACAAAAAAGGAUAUCAAUAAUUGCAUAGCUAAUAAAUUUCCUAUUUCUUUAAUCAUAUCUAGCCCUGAUGCUGGCAAACAUGUUCCACGUACUGUGUUCGUUGAUUUAGAACCCACCGCCGUCGAUGAAGUUCCCCGUGGUCAUUAUACUAUUGGUAAAGAAAUUGUCGAUCUCGUUCUUGAUCGUAUUCGUAAGCUCGCUGAUAUCUGCACUGGACUUCAAGGAUUCUUGAUAUUCCACUCCUUUGGUGAAGGUACUGGAUCCGGUUUUGGAGCUUUACUUUUGGAACGUCUCUCCGUUUCAACUGCUGUUGUCGAACCUUAUAAUUCUAUUUUGACAACCCACACCACAUUGGAACAUUCAGACUUUGCUUUUAUGGUUGACAAUGAAGCUAAUUUAUGA